AUGGGUGCGUACAAGUAUGUGUCGGAGCUAUGGAGGAAGAAGCAAUCGGACGUGAUGAGGUUUAUCCAGCGAGUGAGGUGCUGGGAAUACAGACAGCAACCUUCGAUCGUUCGUUUGACUCGACCGACUCGUCCCGACAAAGCUCGUCGUUUGGGUUUCAAGUCGAAACAGGGUUUUGUUGUGUACAGAGUGAGAGUGAGAAGAGGAGGAAGAAAGAGACCAGUGCCAAAGGGUAUCGUGUACGGCAAGCCAACGAAUCAGGGAGUGACACAGCUCAAGUUUCAGAGAAGCAAGAGAUCUGUCGCGGAGGAGCGAGCCGGGAGGAAACUGGCUGGUUUGAGAGUGUUAAACUCUUACUGGCUCAACGAGGACUCGACUUACAAGUAUUACGAGAUCAUCUUGGUCGAUCCGGCUCACAACGCGGUGCGUAACGACCCGAGAAUCAACUGGAUUUGCAACCCUGUUCACAAGCACCGUGAGCUCAGAGGUCUUACAUCGGAAGGGAAGAAGAACAGAGGUCUUCGUGGUAAAGGUCAUAGAAAUCACAAGAACCGUCCUUCACGUAGAGCCACUUGGAAGAAGAACAACAUUCUUUCUCUCCGUCGUUACCGUUGA
Messenger RNA from Microthlaspi erraticum, 615 nucleotides. NCBI's taxonomy places the organism in Eukaryota, Viridiplantae, Streptophyta, Magnoliopsida, Brassicales, Brassicaceae. The record is from the annotation of a GenBank genome assembly.